This is a messenger RNA of Stegostoma tigrinum, 6558 nucleotides long. RefSeq names its product very long-chain specific acyl-CoA dehydrogenase, mitochondrial-like. The record is from RefSeq and is a predicted model, not a curated record. The coding region runs from base 54 to 2003 and encodes 649 amino acids. NCBI's taxonomy places the organism in Eukaryota, Metazoa, Chordata, Chondrichthyes, Orectolobiformes, Stegostomatidae. Gene Ontology annotation, molecular function: flavin adenine dinucleotide binding; fatty-acyl-CoA binding; very-long-chain fatty acyl-CoA dehydrogenase activity. The transcript is spliced from 20 exons.
CCCGGUACGCGAUGACGCAGGCAGACCGUUGGGGGCCGGUGUAGGUGGAAGCGAUGGCGCUGAGAUUGUUGUUGCUGCCCGGGAGGAGGUUUCCGCUCGGAACCUGGCACUCUGCGACUUGUCCUCUUGUACUGCGCAGUGUACAUCCCUAUGCAACUGAGGCCACACAGGCAGUGCUGGAGAAAACAGCCACGGAGACCCCAGCAGUAAAAACCAUAAAAGAGAAGAAGAUGGUUGCUGCGGAAUCCAAGUCGUUUGCUGUGAACAUGUUUCGGGGUCAGGUCCAAACAGACCAGGUGUUCCCCUUCCCCUCUGUCCUGAAUGACGAGCAGGAGCAGUUUCUCCGGGAAUUAGUGGGACCUGUCAGCAAAUUUUUCCAGGAAGUCAAUGACCCAGCUGCCAAUGACUCUCUGGAGAAAGUGGAGGACAGCACGAUGGAAGGCCUGAAGGAGAUGGGGGCGUUUGGCCUGCAGGUGCCACCUGAGCUUGGAGGACUGGGGCUCACCAACACACAGUAUGCCCGACUGGUUGAGAUUGUUGGCACACAUGACCUGGCAGUAGGCAUCACUCUGGGUGCCCACCAAUCCAUUGGUUUCAAAGGGAUUCUCCUGUUUGGAAAUGAUGCCCAGAAGAAGAAGUACCUUCCAAAGCUGGCUACAGGAGAAACUAUCGCUGCCUUCUGUCUGACUGAACCUGCGAGUGGCUCUGAUGCUGCAUCCAUCCAAACCACAGCCAGAAAGAGCGACUGCGGAAAGUACUACAUCCUUAAUGGGGGCAAAAUCUGGAUCAGUAAUGGUGGCCUGGCUGAUAUCUUCACUGUCUUUGCUAAAAUGUCGGUGAAAGAUGAAACAACCGGUGAAGUGAAGGACAAAAUCACCACAUUUAUUGUGGAGCGGGGAUUUGGAGGAGUGACAAGUGGGCCUCCAGAGAAGAAAAUGGGCAUCAAAGCUUCAAACACAGCGGAUGUGCACUUUGAGGAUGUGAAGGUGCCAGUGGAGAACGUGCUGGGAGAAGUUGGCAGUGGUUUCAAGGUGGCCAUGAAUAUUUUGAAUAACGGACGCUUUGGCAUGGCAGCUGCUCUCUCUGGGACCAUGAAAGGAGUCAUUGCCAGGGCAGUUGACCAUGCUGCAAAUCGGACCCAGUUUGGGAGCAAGAUUCACAACUUUGGUGCCAUUCAGGAGAAGGUUGCUCACAUGGCAAUGCUGCAGUAUGUGACAGAGUCGAUGGCAUACAUGAUCAGUGCAAACAUGGAUUCAGGAGCAACCGAGUUCCAGAUAGAAGCUGCCAUCAGCAAGAUCUUUGCAUCUGAGGCUGCCUGGACUGUUACUGAUGAAUGUAUCCAGCUCAUGGGUGGAAUGGGCUUCAUGAAGGAUGCUGGUAUUGAGCGAGUGAUGAGGGACCUUCGGAUCUUCCGCAUUUUUGAGGGAACAAAUGAUAUUCUUCGGCUUUUUGUUGCACUCAAUGGUAUUCAGACCACUGGGAAUCACCUGAAGGGACUGCAGAGAGCUCUGAAGAAUCCUGUUGAAAAUGCCAGCCUGUUAAUGGGUGAAAUCAGCAGGCGCGCACGAAGGAAGGUUGGACUUGGUACAGGCAUUAGCCUAAGUAACAAUGUACACCCAGAACUGAAGCAAAGUGGGAAACUGGCAGUAAAAGCUAUUGAAAAAUUUGGUGGCUGUACAGAAGAUCUGCUGUUGAAGUACAGCAAGAAAAUUGUAGACGAACAGUUCCUGCUGAAAAGGGUAGCAGACAGCGCCAUUGACCUGUACGCCAUGGUGGUUGUUCUGUCCCGGGCUUCCUGUUCUCUGAACCAAGGCCAUGCAACUGCUCAACAUGAGAAAUUGCUGUGUGACACCUGGUGCAGUGAGGCAUAUGCUCGCAUUAUGGACAAUCUGAAUGCCCUCACUUCCAGCUCUGCCAAGCAGACCUUCAAGAACAUGCGCACUAUCUCUGCAGCAGUGGUGAGCAAUGGUGGCACCGUGACUCCUCAUCCCUUGGGAUUUUAAGAAAGGGAACCAGUGUGCCUUCCCAGAUCAGAAUAUAAAUCCACAGCCAGAUCUACUCUGAUUCGAACACUUCAGUCUUUAAAAAUUGGAAGGUUUAAUUACUGAACCUGAUCUCCCCUCCCCAUUUCAGACUGGGACUGCCGUGAUUGGUGGUCUUGUAGUUUUGAAUCCUGGAAAGGUUUUUAAAACCAAUGUCCUAUAUGAAUCACAUAAUCCUUGCACUUGUUAAUAUUAUCACUAGGGCGUUAUUUAAUAACAGCCUGCUUUAGGGCAGACAGUAGCAUUGUGGUAAUGUAACUGUACUAGUAAUCCAGAGGCCCAGGCUAAUGCCCUGGGGACGUUGGUUCAAGUCCCACCAAGACAGCUGGGAAAUUUAAAUUUAAUCAGUAAAUCUGGAAUUAAACGUCGGUCACAGUGUGGUGACCGUGAUAACCAUCAUCAGUGAUCACAAAGCGUAUCAAUAUCCUUCAGGGAGGAUAUCCACUGUUCUUACCCGGUCUGGCCUACGUGACUGCAGAACCAGAGAAAUGUGGUUUACUCCUAACUGCUCUGAGAUCCGGGAUAAACAACUAUUGUUUGGGUUAGUAACACUGACACCCCUUUUUUAAAAAUGAAGGAAAAUGUGGUACUGGGUACAGUACUGAUAGAAGUCUGGUUACAUUAUCCUGACGAUGUUCAAUGGGGACAGUGUAGAGGGAGCUUUGCUCUGUAUCUAGCCCUGUGCUGUCCCUGCCUGGGAGUGUUUGAUGGGGGACAUUGUAGAGGGAACUUUACCCUGUAUCUAACCCUGUGCUGUCCCUGCCCCUGGGAGGGUUCAAUGGGAACUUUUAAUGGUGCCUGACAUUAAUGAAUGUCCUUACAACCACUAGACAGGGAGAAGUUGUAAGGUUGUGUCAGAAGCUUCAGUGGGUUCAACUUCAGUAUGUUGUGGCUGCUGUUGUUUGAAACUUUACCUGCAGCUUGAUUCCACAGAAUGUGUGGGCACCUCCUUUUUUAAAAAAAAAAGUCAUUUAGCUUAAGGUGGCAAGUCCGGCGUUCAUUGUCCAUUCUCAGUUGCCGUAGUUGGCAGUGCCAUUUCAAUGCAAAGUCCCGAUAGUGUCUUGUAUCUUUGUCAGAAGUUUACAGCGAUUAGAAUCAUAGUAUACUUCUCACCUGAACAAUGCAGGCUUAACGUUGGCCAGUUUAAAUCAGAAAACUAAAGACAAUUGAGUUGAAAGCUGAUGUAGCAACAAAUCAACAACUUGAACUGCAGAAAUCUUUUUUUAAAACUUGGGUACUUCCUGUUCCGCAAGUCUGAGUGUGCUGAGUGUGAUCUGAGAGGAAUAACUGGUGCCAGAGCACACAGCAAGGCCUACCUGAAGGAGCCUCAUUGUUCUGCAUUUUUAUUGGUGUUUUCAUUCACUUUCUGUACUGCUCCAUGAACUGUAGCCCAUCAGCCAAAACCAGAAAUGGUGACUCCUAGCUUCGUGGGUCACGAGCAGCCUCCCAGCCUUCUGCCCGCAGAAGGUGCUGGUGGCUGGAGCUUGUUAACAGUAUUCACUCAGUAUCCCCGACCGAAACAGGCUGGAUCACCGUUGCUGGCAGAAGCUUAAAUCAAGCACAUCCUGCUCAUGUAACUCGCACACAGGCUCUGCUUCCACAGUUUUAUGAACUGAUAGAUUCAUAACUACUGUGUAAACUGGAAGCCAUACAGUUAUAAACCAGGUAGCAUGUGAUUAUUAUUGGGGUGCCUAAGAUUGUGGUUUUGAGAGAGGAGUUCAGCUAGUAUGUAAAUUCAUAUGAACCUUCGUAGAGAGAUGUUGAUAGGGAGUAAAGCAGGAAACAAUUGUCCAUCCUGUUCCCUCUUCAUCGGACUGAACUGCAGAGCAUUGCCUGUUUGCCCAGGGAGCCAUUAGUCUUUUUUGUGGUAAGAUGUAAAAUGUCAACCAGAAUUCAGAUUUCUAACAGUCAGCACAUUAAUGCAGAAGAGUCUUUUGUAAGAUAAUCAGGCAAAGAAACACAGGACUAUUCUGUCAUUCUGGAAGCUGUUUGUAGUUUUAAAAGAAUCAAAAGCUUAUUAUCCUAUGCUUUUUGAGUGCUCUUUGACACUCUGUAAAUUUUAUUGCCUCGAUUUAUCUUUUGAUGGUUCCCAAAACCUGAAACAUGGGGUCAGAAGGGAAGCUCCCUUCAGAUUAGGGUUAAUUAAUGCAAGUGCCCCUGCCCAAGUAACAUUCUUCAUACAUACCUCCCUGUCUGUAUCAUAUUGCAGCCUCUCAGCCUGGCAUGUCAAUGCUGGACACAGCUCAGCUUGUGCACAUGAGACUGUGUCUGUCACUGGACAACUUCAUAAGGACAAGGGGAGACUUACUCAGUCCAGCAAGCCUGUCCUGUCAUUCAGUGAAAUCAUGGUUGAUUUGUCUCCUAACUUGUCUUGGCUCCAUGUCUAGCAAAAAUUAGUUCAUUGCAAAUUAAAAUUAUUGAGCCAGCACCCACUGAUUCUCAGGGAAAGAUGAGAUUAGGUUCCCUACAGCGUGGAAACAGGCCCUUCGGCCCAACAAGUCCACACCGCCCCUUGCAGCAUCCCACCCAGAUACAUCCCCCUAUAACCCAUACACCCCUGAACACUACAAGCAAUUUAGCACGGCCGAUCCACCUAGCCUGCACAUCUUUGGACUGUGGGAGGAAACCGGAGCACCCGGAGGAAACCCACACAGACACGGGGAGAAUGUGCAAACCCCACACAGCCAGUCGCCUGAGACUGGAAUUGAACCUGGGUCCCUGGCGCUGUGAGGCUGCAGUGCUAACCCCUGAGCCACCAUGCCGCCUCAAAACACUUUUCUCUCCACACUUCUACCAACCUUUGUGCAACGAAGUGCUUCCUAACUUCUCUCCAGAAUUGCCUGGCUCUGAUCUGUCUUCCCUCGCCAACAGAAAUGACUCCCUCUUUCUAACCUAUCUGGAAUUUUUUCAAAAUGCUGAAACCUUAGUCAAAUCACCUUCCAACCUUCUGCAUUCCAGGGAAUAAAAGAGUUUGUGUAAUCUCUCCUCAUUAUCUAAUCAUCGGACAAAUGAAGGGAUUUUCUUGUCUGUGAGGUAAGAUCAAGGAGUUGUGAAACUUUAAAGUGUUAAGACAGGCACAGUGGGCCAAAUGGCCUCCUGUGUGGUCUGUGAUUCUGUGGUCACGGAAUUCAAAGCCGAAGCACAGAAUCUGUAUAGAGCAAUCAUUGGUAUCAACCAUCAAGCUGGUGUUCGAGAUAAUGGGAACAGCAGACGCUGGAGAAGCCGAGAUAACCAAGUGUGGAGCUGGGUGAACACAGCAGGCCAAGCAGCAUCUCAGGAGCACAAAAGCUGACGUUUCGGGCCUAGACCCUUCAUCAGAAAAAGGGGAUGGGAAGAGGGUUCUGGAAUAAAUAGGGAGGAAGGGAGGGGCAGACAGAAGAUGAAUAGAGGAGAAGAUAGGUGGAGAGGAAACAGACAAGUUAAAGAGGUGGAGAUGGAGCCAGUAGAGGUGAGUGUAGGUGAGGAGCUAGGGAGGAGAUGGGUCAGUCUGGGGAGCAUGGACUAGUCAAGGGGGUGGGAUGAGGUCAGUAGGUAGGAAAUGGGUUGAGGUGGGAGGAGGUUAGGGAGUUGGGGAUGAGCUGGGCUGGUUUUGGGAUGCGGUGGGGGAAGGGGAGAUUUUGAAGCUGGUGAAAUCCACAUUGAUUCCAUUGGGCUGCAGGGUUCCCAAGCGGAAUAUGAGUUGCUGUUCCUGCAACCUUCUGGUGGCAUCACUGUGGCACUGCAGGAGGCCCGGGAUGGACAUGUCGUCUAAGGAAUGGGAGGGGGAGUUAAAAUGGUUCGCGACUGGGAUGUGCAGUUGUUUAUUGCGAACCGAGCGGAGGUGUUCUGUAAAGCCUCCGCUUGGUUUCCCCAAUGUAGAGGAGGGUACAGCGGAUGCAGUACACCACAUUGGAAGAUGUGCAGGUGAUGUAUUAGCAGCUUGAUGUGUUAGAGUUCCCUGGUGGCAGUGAGCCUCCCUUUUUUGCCAGACAGUGAGGCCAUUUCUAAAUUCACCUUACAUCCUCCCAUCACUGUGAAUCAGAAGCACCUUGUACUGCUUACUGUUGUCACAAUGUGGCCUCAGCACAUUCCCCGAGCAAUAGAACUACACCUGUAUCAGAGAGAGUAGGAACUGCAGAUGCUGGAGAAUCUGAGACAACAAGGUGUGGAGCUGGAUGAAUGCAGCAGGCCAAGCAGCAUCAGAGGAGCAGAAAGGCUACAAGGUGUAGAGCUGGAUGAACACAGCAGGCUGUACACCUUGUACUGAUGCUGAAUGGCCUGCUGUGUUCAUCCAGCUCCACACCUUGUUAUCUCAGAACUACACCUGUGUUCAUCGUUCAUAAUAUCAAUUCAGCAUGUACUCUCAAUUGUGUACUUGUGUGGGAGUGAGUACACUUGGGUGAAUUAAGAAUUGCAGAAACCUCACGAUUAUCUCUGUAAUAAUGUACCUGCCAUUUCUCUGUAGUAGAUGUUAUUCUGGAUGCUUUUGAUUUUUAUUCAAAGAAAGUAGCUUCCAAUAAAAUUGCUUUCUCUGCAA